Molecule: messenger RNA, 1563 nt
Organism: Nilaparvata lugens (brown planthopper)
Lineage: Eukaryota; Metazoa; Arthropoda; Insecta; Hemiptera; Delphacidae
Exons: 10
Coding region: 79-1407 (442 amino acids)
Source: RefSeq, a predicted model, not a curated record
GUAAAUGUCAACUUUUAUCAUAUAUUAUUCUAGCUGGAAGAGCUGUUGGAACUUCCAGCUUUGUCGGAUCGAGUAGAUAUGGGUUUCUUAACUGUUCUACUAGUUUCAGUGAUUUUUGGAAACUAUGAGUUGAUGUGCAACGCUUGCAGUCUCCUGCCUGGUGGUGCGCCAUCUUGUUUCCCGAAUGCAGUGGACUACGCCAAGCAAAAGGGGAAAAUUAAAGAAAUCACUUACGAUUUGGAGAAAACUAAAGAAUUCUACUACGAUUCAAAGAUAGCUGAUAAGACGUUUAGGAAAAUCAAACUGGGACAGCGCUGUGAUGAAACAAUUGGAACUAAAGAUGACAUCGUAGUGUGUGAACCUGAUGUUGGAGAAAAGUCAUAUUUGAACUCGUACUUUCCAAUGAUGAGGACUUUGGGAGAAAGUGGAUUUCACAAUGCUUAUCGUGUCGUAGAGUACUUUAUCAUCACGAAAAAAGAAGUAUGGAACUGCAAAAAUAAGAAUGAGCAAUCUACCACUAAAAUAGAGUUCAAGAGAGUUGUAACUGAAAUGGUGGGAAAGUCGUCUAUGCCAGAUAUCGCUUUCUACGAAGGUGUUGAUGUGAGGUUUGUGCCCAUACCUUACAAUUCCACCGAUCCCACAUCAUCGCAAGGCACAGAAAGAAUUCCAAUAGUCAGAGAAGUAAAAUAUGUUAGCACACAAUAUCAAGUCCCACCUUUCAAGUAUGAGGGAUUUAUUGAAUUUAAUAUACCGAAGAAUUUCAAACUAGAAGAUCUCAGUAUGUUUAACCAGUUAUCCGACGGCUCCAACACGUAUUUUAAGAUAUUGAAGAAUUAUGAAAGUAUGCGAUGGACCCACAAUGGCAACGUUAAUCAAGUGAGAGGUAUUGAGAAGCCUCUGAUUCUGGGAGAUUCCAAUGAAGUAGCUAUCUGUGAGUUGAAUCAGAAAGAUCCGGAACUGUAUUCACUGAAAUACUUGACGGAAUGGAACAGCUUGAGGUUCGAUCAUCACCGACCCAAUGGAGAUAGAUAUGAAACAAUACCAUUGGAGAAGAAAGAUUUCCGAAAAGGAUUUAUGGUAAUAAAACAUGAGAUUUGGAACUGUGAGACAAAAAAAGGAGGCCAAAAGUUCAUAAAAUCAGUACUGGAAUUCUUGACAAAGCUUUUCGUAGUUGACGUCAGAAUUGACAAAAAUGAUGUCAUCGACUUAUGGAAAUUCCAGAUUGAUCAAGAGUUUUACGGCAUAGCGGUUAGAGAAGUAGCCUACUACAAUGACAAGCAUGAGUUUAUAACAUAUAUGGGCUCCAUUGAAGAGAAAAAUUAUUCACCAGAUAAUAUUCCCCUGUCUGCUGUUGAGGAAAGAGAGCCAGUACCUAUAAAGGGCAAGAGGCCCAAUGUAGUCAAUUGAGGAGUGAUUCUGCAGCUCAUCGAAGAAAUUAUAGCAAGGUGUUUUAUUCAAAAAACUGCAGCAUUUGGAUAGAAGUUAUGUUUUUAAUCAUUUCUCUGUAACUUAGUAUCAAAACUUAAUUUGAAUAAAGAGAAAUAAAACUUCUUGUCAAUCAAA